Messenger RNA from Marmota flaviventris (yellow-bellied marmot), 6703 nucleotides. RefSeq names its product GRIP and coiled-coil domain containing 2 (gene Gcc2). Gene Ontology annotation, cellular component: Golgi apparatus. Gene Ontology annotation, biological process: late endosome to Golgi transport. The record is from RefSeq and is a predicted model, not a curated record. Lineage: Eukaryota; Metazoa; Chordata; Mammalia; Rodentia; Sciuridae.
GUCGGGAGCCCGGCGGCGGUGGCCGUGGUGCCGUCCGGAGGCGAUGGAGGAUCCUGUUCAAGAUGGGGUGGCCUCCGCAGCCACCCCUGGGACCGGGAAGUCUAAGCUGGAAACAUUGCCCAAGGAAGAUCUCAUCAAGUUUGCCAAGAAGCAAAUGAUGCUGUUACAGAAAGCUAAGUCAAGGUGUACAGAAUUGGAAAAAGAAGUUGAAGAAUUCAAAUCAAAACCUGUUGAUGGAGGAACUGAUGAUAUUAUUAAGGCAUUGACUGAACGUCUGGAUGCUAUUCUUCUGGAUAAAGCAGAGACUGAACAACAGUGUCUUUCUCUGAAGAAAGAAAAUACUAAAAUGAAACAAGAGGUUGAGAAUUCUGUAACUAAGAUGGAAGAUUUGCACAAGGAAGUGGAACAAUCACAUAGAAACUAUGUGAAAGAAAUUGAAGAUUUGAAAAAUGAAUUGAUGGUAGUGCAUUCCAAACACAGUGAAGAUAAAGCUGGCUUACAAGAGAAACUGGAAGAAGCAAUGAAUAAACAAUUAGAGCUCUCAGAACAGCUCAAAUUUCACAGUGAAUCUGAAGAUACUGUUAAAAAAUUACAAGAAGAAAUUCCAAAAAUUAGGUCAGCCUUUGAGGAGCAAAUUUCAUAUCUGCAAAAGCAGUUAGAAGCUACCACUGAUGAAAAAAACCAAGAGAUUACUCAUCUGCAAAAAGUCAUUGAGGAAAAUUCUCAGCAUUACCAAAAAGAUAUUAAUAGUUUACAAGAAGAACUUUCGCUUUUGAAAGCUACCCACAAAGAAGAAGUAAGGAAAUUGAUGUGCCAAAUUGAAACAUCAACUAAAGAACAUGAAACAGAAAUAAACAAGUUAAACAAGCUAAAUGAAAACUUAGUAAAACAAUGGGAGGCAACUGAAAAGAGUAGUCAAGAGAAAUGUGAAUUGGAAAACUUAAAUGUUAACCAAGACAAUCAAAUGUGUUCUAUGCUUUUACAAGAAGAUACUUUAGUAGAACAAGUAGUAAAUGAAAAAGUAAAACAAUUAGAAGAUUCCUUAAAAGAACUUGAAUCUCAACAUAGUAUCUUAAAAGAUGAGGUAACUUAUAUGAAUAAUCUUAAAUUAAAACUUGAAAUGGAUGCCCAACAUAUAAGGGAUGAGUUUUUUCAUGAACGAGAAGACUUAGAGUUUAAAAUUAAUGAACUACUAUUAGCUAAAGAAGAACAGGGGUGUGUAAUAGAAAAAUUAAAAUAUGAGCUAGAAGAUUUAAAUAAACAGUUUUGCUUUACUAAAGAACAACAUAACAAAGAAGUACACAGUCUUAAGGAACAACAUCAAAAAGAAAUGUUAGAACUAAAUGAGACGUUUUUGUCAGGUUCGGAAAAAGAAAAAUUAGCAUUAAUGUUUGAAAUACAGGGUCUUAGGGAACAGUGUGAAAACCUACAACAAGAAAAGCAAGAAGCAAUCUUAAAUUAUGAGAGUUUGCGAGAGAUUAUGGAAAUUUUACAAACAGAACUGGGGGAGUCUGCUGGGAAAAUAAGUCAAGAGUUUGAGUCAAUGAAACAACAGCAAGCAUCUGAUGUUCAUGAACUUCAGCAGAAGCUUAGAACCGCAUUUAAUGAAAAAGAUGCUCUUCUUGAAACUGUGAAUCGAAUCCAGAGAGAAAAUGAAAAGUUAUUAUCUCAACAAGAAUUAGUACCAGAACUUGAAAAUACCAUAAAAAGCCUUCAGGAAAAGAAUGAGUUGUACUUAGUUAGUCUCAGUGAAAGAGAUACGAUGUUACAAGAAUUAGAAACAAAGAUAAGUUCUCUUACUGAGGAAAAAGAUGAUUUUAUAAGUAAAAUUAAAAAAUCCUAUGAAGAAGUAGAUAGUCUCCAUAAAAAAUGUAAAAGAGAAGAGAGCUUAGCCAUAGAACUAAAGGAAAGAGUUGAGCAAACUGCCCAGUACAACAGUGAACUAGAACAAAGGGUAAAUGAGUUAACAGGAAGACUAGAUGAGACUUUAAAAGAAAAGGAUCAAAAUGACCAAAAAAUAGAAAAACUUAUGGUUCAAAUGAAAACCCUCUCUGAAGACCGGGCAAUGUUUUCAUCUGAAGUAAAGGCUCUUCAUGAGGAAAAUAAUAGACUAAACUCUGAAAACAGCCAGUUGAGUAAGGAUUUGGAAGCUCUUCAUUCUCAAAAAGAAGAUUUUAUCUUAAAAGAACAUAUUACUGAAUUAGAAAAGAAACUUCAGGUCAUGGUUGUAGAGCGAGAAAAUUUAAAUAAACUGUUUGAAAAUGAACAAGUCCAGAAGUCAUUUGUCAAAACCCAGUUGUAUAGUUUUCUGAAACAAUUAGGGUCAAAGGUUUUAGAAGAAAAUGAAGAAGAUGAUGUUGGGAAUAUCCUACAAGCUAUAGGUGAAUCCUUAACAAAAAUAAAUGAAGAAAAACACAACUUGAUUUUUCAAUGUGAUGAAAGGGUUUUAGAGUUAGAAAAAGAGAUUAAGUGCCUUCAAGAAGAGAAUGUUGUUCAGUGUGAAGAACUUAGGUCUUUACUAAGAGACUAUGAACAAGAAAAAGUUCUUUUAAGAAAAGAGUUAGAAGAAAUCUUGUCAGAAAAAGAGGCACUGCAACUUGAUCUUCUAGAAAUGAAGAAUGCUAAUGAAAAAACAAGACUUGAAAAUCAGAAUCUUUUAAUUCAGGUUGAAGAAGUAUCUCAAAAAUUACAUAGCAAAAAUGAAACCCAUUAUGAAAAAUCUUGUAUAACGGAACAUGAAAACCUAACGGCAUUACUAGAACAAAAAGAAACUGAAUUGCAAGAUGUGAGAGCAGAGUUGACAUUAUUAAAGAAUUCCAUAGAGAAAUCAUCUUCUAUAAAUAAUGAUCAACUCUCUUCAGUAAAAGAGCUGGAAGAAAAAAUAGGAAAUCUGGAAAAAGAAUCCAAAGAGAAGGAGGAAAAAAUAAGUAAGAUAAAAUUAGUUGCUGUGAAAGCAAAGAAAGAACUCGAUUCCAGCAGAAAAGAGACCCAGACUUUGAGGGAAGAACUCGAAUCUGUUCGUUCAGAAAAGGAUCAGUUGUCUACUUCCAUGAGAGAUCUCAUUCAAGGAGCAGAAAGCUAUAAGAAUCUUUUAUUAGAAUAUGAUAAGCAAUCAGAGCAGUUGGAUGUGGAAAAAGAACGUGCUAGUAAUUUUGAACAUCAAGUAGAAGAUCUUACUAAACAAUUAAGAAAUUCAACUUUUCAGUGUGAAAAACUAAAUUCUGAUAAUGAAGAUUUCCUGGCUCGUAUUGAAACACUACAGUCUAAUGCCAAGUUAUUAGAAUUACAGAUUUUAGAAGUCCAAAAAGCCAAAGCAAUGGUGGACAAAGAAUUGGAAACGGAAAAACUUCAGAAGGAACAGAAGAUAAAGGAACAUUCCAGUACUAUAAAAGAACUCGAAGAACUUCAGGUACAACUUCAAAAGGAAAAGAAACAGCUUCAGAAAACUAUGCAAGAACUAGAGCUGGUUAAAAAGGAUGCCCAACAAACUACAUUGAUGAAUAUGGAAAUAGCCGAUUAUGAACGUUUGAUGAAAGAACUAAAUCAAAAGUUAAAUAAUAAAAACAGCAAGAUAGAGGAUUUGGAGCAAGAAAUAAAAAUUCAAAAACAGAAACAAGAAAACCUACAAGAAGAAAUGACUUCACUACAGUCUUCAGUGCAACAGUAUGAAGAAAAAAACACCAAAAUAAAGCAGUUACUUGUGAAAACAAAAAAGGAACUAGCAGAUUCAAAGCAGGCAGAAACUGAUCAUUUAAUACUUCAAGCAUCAUUAAAGGGUGAGCUGGAAGCCAGUCAACAGCAAGUGGAAGUCUAUAAAAUUCAACUCGCUGAAGUAACAUCUGAGAAACACAAACUUCACGAGCACCUGAAGACCUCUGCAGAGCAGCACCAACGCACAAUGAGUGCAUACCAGCAGAGAGUGGCUGCACUUCAGGAAGAGAGCCGUGCUGCAAAGGCAGAACAAGCUGCUGUAACUUCUGAAUUUGAGAGCUACAAAGUCAGAGUUCACAACGUUUUAAAGCAACAGAAAAACAAAUCUGUGUCUCAGGCUGAAAGUGAAGGAGCUAAACAAGAAAGGGAACACAUGGAAAUGUUAAUUGAUCAACUGAAAAUCAAAUUACAAGAAAGCCAAAGUAACUUACAGAUUAAUGUAGCUGAACUUCAGACAUUGCAAUCUGAGCAUGAUACUCUUCUGGAGAGGCACAACAGGAUGCUUCAAGAAACAGUAUCCAAAGAGGCGGAACUUCGAGAAAAGUUAUGUUCAGUACAAUCUGAGAACCUGAUGCUGAAGUCUGAACAUGCUCAGACAGUAAGUCAGCUAACAUCCCAGAACGAGGUCCUCCGCAACAGCUUCAGAGAUCAAGUGCGACAUUUGCAAGAAGAGCACAGAAGGACAAUGGAGACUUUACAGCAGCAGCUCUCUAAGGUGGAAGCUCAACUCUUCCAGCUCAAGAGUGAACCAACCACAAGAAGCCCAGCUUCUUCCCACCAACCUUUGAAGAACCUUCGAGAAAGGAGAAACACAGACUUACCCCUUCUAGAUAUGCACACUGUAACCCGAGAAGAGGGAGAAGGAAUGGAAACAACUGAUACCGAGUCUGCAUCUUCUGCCAGCACAUACACACAAUCUUUAGAGCAGCUUCUUAAUUCUCCUGAAACUAAACUUGAACAACAUCUUGCAGAACCUCCUGUAUGGCAUGCUGAAUUUACCAAAGAAGAAUUGGUUCAGAAGCUCAGCUCUACCACAAAAAGCGCAGAUCACUUAAAUGGCCUGCUUCGGGAAACAGAAGCAACCAAUGCCAUUCUUAUGGAGCAAAUCAAGCUCCUCAAAAGUGAAAUAAGAAGAUUGGAAAGAAAUCAAGAGAGAGAGAAGUCUGUUGCUAACCUGGAGUACUUGAAGAAUGUCUUGUUGCAGUUCAUUUUCCUGAAACCAGGUAGUGAAAGAGAGAGGCUUCUUCCUGUUAUAGAUACAAUGUUGCAACUCAGCCCAGAAGAAAAGGGAAAACUUGCUACAAUUGCUCAAGGUGAGGAAGAAAGUGCUUCCCGUUCUUCUGGAUGGGCAUCCUAUCUGCAUAGUUGGUCUGGACUUCGAUAGGUUGAUGGAAAGAAAAUUCUUUAUUAACCAAAUAGAAUCCAUUUUGGGAAAAAAAAAAUGGUCAUUUAUAUUACUGUUAUUUUUCUGUUAAAAAGUAUGUAUAUAUAUGUAUGCAUCCUCCUAUAUCUGUACAUAAAUAUAACAGAUGUAUAUAAAGAGUCUCAGCUUGGAGUAAAAGUAGAACUUGAAGUAUUGACACCAGUCCACAGCCUUGUAGCUCAACACCACAGACAGUGCAGUUUCUGUGAUCUGCCUUGCAUGACACCGGAAUGAAAACAAAGGAUGAAGUCACUCCCCUCUCUGUGAAUUUUGAAGUUAAACUAAAUUUUGGUACCAUACCAACUGGAAUAUAAGCUCUUAAAAUAAUGUUUCAAGACUGUUUUUUGCAAGAUCAGACUUGCAGAUAAGUUGUUAUUAAUAAGUUGCUGAGAAAAUUUGGCGAUUAGAAUAUGAAGGAAAAUGCUUUAUUGUUGAUUUUUGUUUGUUAAAGGAUUGUGAAGUAAAUACUCUUCAGUUAAUUAUGAGGUUAAGUUAAAUUGCAAUGUAGUUGUUUGCUUAAAGACUAACUGUUCUUUUUUUUUUUUUUCUCCAAAGUAUAUUAUCUCAACACUUGUUAUGUUGUCGAAAGUGCUGGUUUACUGGCUGAUGUAACACUGACUAUGAAUACAUGGGACCACCACUUUAACAGAGGUUGAUUUGGUGAUAUGUCUCUAGGUUCUUGUUAUGGUACCACUACUUGCAAGUCAUGAGUCUGUUUUGAGAAUUCUGUCCAUCUCCCCAAAUAAGAAUUUCUCAGAAUAACAACUGCAUUACUUAGAAUCGAAUCUAAACCUGAAACUGGUGCUUCUAGUGUUUGAGUGUUGUGCCCUCAGCAUUCCAUCCCAUGGGAUUUUAGAAAGACGACUUGUAGAUCAGUGCUGUGUCUUCACAGUUCUGGUGAAUAACCCUCGAUGUUGGUGUUACUUACCUUUGAUGCCUCUGAAUAUAUUUUAUUGACUAGAUCAAAAUUGUGUUCUUAAAUCAAAAUUUGAGAAUUCUAUUUUUAAUAUUUAUUUGUUAAUAAAUCACUACACAGUAUGCUCUCUCAAGUUCUUAAGUCUUGCAAUUUAUAUUCUUAAUGUUCAGGCUCAGCUAAAGAACUGACUUUGUACUUCAAUUACUGGGAACAUUGGUUUCCAACUUAGAUUAACUGAAAUUUGCUGCUGACAUGUUGAGUUUGUUCUUUAAAAAAUAUUUCUUAUUUCUGUCUUUUCUCCCAUCUUAGAAGAACAGACCUAACUAGUGAAUGUAUUAAAGAAAAUUCAUCUAUUUAAGAGUUGACUUUAAAAGUUUAGUUUUUUUUACUUUAUAAAACUGUGAAUAUGAGUAUGCCAGCAGCACACAAUGUAAACUGUAUUACUUAAAUAAAUUUCACUUUCUCUUUGAGCCUAGGCCUUUUGAAAUCUAUCUAAACUUGUCUUGAAAUAUAGUCUAUGCUUAUGAUUAUAACAGAAACAUCUUUUUGCAUGAUAAAAAUUACUUUGAUUACAAAAGGCAUAUUCUUUGGCUUCAGCAAUGAGGAAAUGUAAUGAUUAUUUUAAUAUCUAUUAAAUAUUUAACUAUAUUAUA